CACUGCUGGCCAGCCCAGCUUCCCUCUCUUCUUCCUUCCCUUGACACUUUCUAGCUGUGUGAUAUUGGGCAAAUGACUUAACCUCUCUGUGGCUAUAAUAAUAUUCGUGUCAGAGGGAAGUUGGGAUAACCAUGUAGAACAACGAGAAAAAGCCGGGCACAUACAAAGGAAACCGAGCGCAGGACCAAGACGGAGCCAGAGCUUCUCCCCAAGCCUGCACCACGGGGGGCGCCCACCUGGAGCUGAGCCCUGGAGGAUGGGAGAAAUGAGGAGCCGGGAGGUGAGCUGACUGGCCCCGAGGCCACUGUGUGACCUUAGGCUGGUGCUGUCGAGGCCCCUGUCCUUCAACAAGACUGCUGGGUGCGCCCCCCAGGGGCAAGAGAGGAAGUCUGUCCCUCCGUCACCAGGGUGAGUCUCUUGCCUGGUCCUAGGCCAGGCCGUGGUACAGACUGGCGGUCAGGCUUGGAGCCUGGCACCAUGACACUGAUCUCUCACCCUCCCUGUUGGUCAGUCUUCCUGUCUGUAAAGUGGGGAUAGCAAACCUGCCCACCUCGAAGGGUUACGGGGAGAGCUGAGUCAAAUCAUGGAAGGAACGGCACAUAGUAAGUGCUCAGUGAACACCCUUGCUGUGUCCCCUUAGGCAACAAGUAUCGUUUAUGAAUCUUUAUCAGUGGACAGACUCUAUCCACAUCACUAAAAGCUUAGUCCAAAUUAACAACAAUCUGUUAUCCACAUACCCAGGAAUUUGGAUCUCUGAAGACAGAAUCCAACAUGGAGCUAGCUGCCAGCUGGGCUGGACUCCUGGUCCGGCCUCUUGACUCGGACACCCAGAGCUCAGGUUGCUUGAGCGCUGUCCUCAGUUCCUCUAGCUGUGCACUAACCCCAGAGGGCUGGGGCCAGAUGAAAGUAGUAGAUGAACUCUUAGGUUGAGGUUAGUUGCAGAGUAAGUGUUAAAAGGAGAUGGCAUUGUCCUCGUUAUGUCCAUGGGUCAAGUCUCUGCCUGGAAUGGUGGUGGGUAUCUAAAGGGUUAAUUGGGGGGGAGGCAGGGAGGUCUUGGGUUUGGGAUAAGGCAACUGUCCUACCAAGUGUGGCCACCAGAGGGCGCAGCUGGACCUGAGCUGCCUCUGGGCGUCAGUGACAGGGACCACCACGCCCUCCUGGGGCCAGAAGGGGGCUGGCUGGGAGUGGCCAGGACCUCCCCCAGCUCUCAGGAGUGGCCUGUCCUCCACUCCCCCUCCAGUCUGGCGGGUCAUUCAGUCCCACCCGGGUGACAUCCUCCUCACAGUCCCUGGGUGAGGUUGAGUGGGGGAUUCUGGGGAGGGGGCUGGCUGGGAGUGGCCAGGGCAGCUCCAUCCUUGGUGGCCCCACCCCCUCCCAAAGGCCUUUCAGUCCCUUCCCCAGGCCGCUCUUCCUAUGGCCUCUGACCCCCUCCUUCUCUCUACCCUGCUCAGCACGUCCCUUCCCCAAACCUUCAGGGAGAAGCAGGGAGCAGGCAGAGGGACAAUAGGCCACCAGAAAGACAGGGCCCUGCAGAGACAGACAGACACACACACAAAGACAUAAGGAGGGACGGAAGUGGGCAAUGGACUGAUACAGACAAAGACAGGGAGAGGCAGAGAGAGUCACAGAAAGUCAGAGACCGCAGGACCCAGGGAGAAGGGCCAGCCGAGGGACCGAGGACGAGGUCAGAGUGCGGAGCCCAGCAGGCAGCUGCAGGGGCCUCUGGCAGAGGAGAUGUAGUGGCCUGGGCCAGGCUGGCCGCCAGACAAGUGGUGCCUCGGCCGGGGGCAGGGGGCAUGGGACGCUCGGGCCUCCUGCUGCUGCUGCUGCUGCUGCUGCUGGCUGGGCCCGGGGUGGGGGUGGCCUGGAGGCCCCCAAAGGGCAAGUGUCCUCCACGCUGCUCCUGCUCCAAAGACAGCGCCCUGUGUGAGGGCUCCCAGGACCUGCCAGAGAGCUUCUCCCCGACGCUGCUGUCACUCUCACUCGUGAGGACUGGAGUCACCCAGCUGAAGGCCGGCAGCUUCCUGAGGGUGCCGUCCCUGCACCUGCUCCUCUUCACGUCCAACUCCUUCUCUGUGAUCGAGGAUGACGCAUUUGCAGGGUUGUCCCACCUGCAGUACCUCUUCAUUGAGGACAAUGAGAUCGGCUCCAUCUCCAAGAACGCGCUCCGCGGACUCCGCUCGCUCACACACCUAAGCCUGGCCAACAAUCACCUCGAGGUCCUGCCCAGAUUCCUGUUCCGGGGCCUGGAAACCCUGACUCAUGUGGACCUCCGUGGGAACCCGUUCCAGUGCGACUGCCGCAUCCUUUGGCUGCUUCAGUGGAUGCCGACCGUGAACGCCAGCGUGGGGACGGGGACCUGUGCAGGCCCCGCUGCCCUGACUCACAUGCAGCUCCGCCACCUCGACCCAAAGACCUUCAAGUGCAGAGCCAUAGAGCUGUCCUGGUUCCAGAUGGUGGGGGAGUCGGCGCUGGGCGUGGAGUCCUUCUCCUACCAGGGGGAGCCCCACAUCAUCCUGGCCCAGCCCUUCGCUGGCCGCUGCCUGAUCCUCUCCUGGGACUAUGGCCUGCAGCGCUUCCGGACGGAGGAUGAGCUGCCGGCGCCCUCCGUGGUGUCCUGCAAGCCCCUGGUGCUGGGCCCGCGCCUCUUCGUGCUGGCUGCCCGACUGUGGGGAGGAUCCCAGCUGUGGGCACGGCCGGGCCCCGACCUGCGCCUGGCCCCGAUGCAGGCACUGGCCCCCCGGCGGCUGCUGAGGCCCAAUGACGCGGAGCUGCUCUGGCUGGACGGGCAGCCCUGCUUCGUGGUGGCCGAUGCCUCCAAAGCGGGCAGCACCACACUGCUGUGUCGGGACGGGCCCGGCUUCUACCCACGCCAGAGCCUGCACGCCUGGCACCGGGACACGGACGCCGAGGCCCUGGAGCUAGACGGCCGGCCCCAUCUGCUGCUGGCCUCGGCCUCACAGAGGCCGGUGCUCUUCCACUGGUUCGGUGGCCGCUUCGAGAGGCGCACGGACAUCCCAGAGGCUGAGGAUGUCUAUGCCACACGUCACUUCCAGGCUGGGGGGGAUGUGUUCCUGUGCCUGACACGAUACAUCGGGGACUCUAUGGUCAUGCGCUGGGACGGCUCCAUGUUUCGCCUGCUGCACCAGCUCCCUUCCCGGGGCGCCCACGUCUUCCAGCCUCUGCUCAUCGCCAGGGACCAGCUGGCCAUCCUAGGCAGCGACUUUGCCUUCAGCCAGGUGCUUCGCUUUGAUCCCGACAAGGGGCUCCUGGAGCCACUGCAGGAGCUGGGGCCUCCUGCCUUGGUGGCCCCCCGCGCCUUUGCCCACGUCACCUUAGCGGGCAGACGCUUCCUAUUCGCGGCUUGCUUCAAGGGCCCCACGCAGAUCUACCAGCAUCAUGAGCUGGACCUGAGUGCCUGAGACUGGGCAGGACUCUAGACAUGGCCGAGGGCUGGCGUGGGGAGCCUUGGGCAUCUGGAUGACCCGUUAGCUGGCCUUCCGGCCCCACUUGGGGUAAUGACCAAACCUGUGAGAUGCUGACCACAGGCCAAGUUCAUCAGCUCCAGGUCCAAGCCCUAGCCCACCUCUUGGAGGAACUGCCACUGGGAGACAUGGAAGUCCCAGCCUGAACUGCCCUCCCAGUUGGAAGCAAUAUCUGGCGGGAGAGAGAUGCCCCGCUCUUGGUGACUUGGAAGCUCGGGCUGGGGCACUGCUUGGAGCCCAAACACCGAAGUCAAGGGGGGAUGCGCAGAGCCCCGAGAGGUCUGGAAGUUCUCCCUCAACGACUCCCACCCAAUCUGCUCCAAAGACAGAAUUCCUUUCCCUUCCAAAUUCAAUCCUGCCAAUCGCUUUCAUGGAGUCCUGCCCGGCCCCGUGACGUCACAGUUGCUGGGCAGUUUUUCCUGCCAGAUCCGUUCCUUCUCUCAGCUGCUUAGGCGCACGACUGCUACCAGUGGCGGUGACCUCGCGUUUCGUUCCUCUUGCGCGUGCGCGCGCAGGCGGGGGCGGUGUGGGGAGGGGGAGAAGUUGGGAUUGGAGAGGUGCACUUGAAGCGCGGGUACCCCUCCCCGAAGGGCGACAGGGGAAAGGACAGAAGGACAAACGAAAUGUGUCCUCUGG
Messenger RNA from Urocitellus parryii (Arctic ground squirrel), 4121 nucleotides. It is a transcript of the gene Lgi4, whose product is annotated as leucine rich repeat LGI family member 4. Gene Ontology annotation, molecular function: protein binding. The record is from RefSeq and is a predicted model, not a curated record. Gene Ontology annotation, biological process: myelination in peripheral nervous system; neuron maturation. NCBI's taxonomy places the organism in Eukaryota, Metazoa, Chordata, Mammalia, Rodentia, Sciuridae.